Molecule: messenger RNA, 1386 nt
Organism: Suillus bovinus
Lineage: Eukaryota; Fungi; Basidiomycota; Agaricomycetes; Boletales; Suillaceae
Exons: 2
Coding region: 352-1194 (280 amino acids)
Biological process (GO): translation
Cellular component (GO): mitochondrial large ribosomal subunit
Molecular function (GO): structural constituent of ribosome
Source: RefSeq, a predicted model, not a curated record
UAUUGAUGACUUACGCUUGCACCACUAAUCGCACAUCAGACAACAAAUGAUAAGUUCAUGUUGCAUGAUAAAUACAAGGAGUAGAGACUCUGGGAAGAGUUUGAGCUGUUCUCACCAGAAUCUGUUGCUAAAUCUGCCUUCGGUGCCUCUGCUUGGAAGCUGGGCUCGCCAUACAGGAAUGCGUCGUCGUCGUCCCUAGCGAGCAACCUCUCAAAGGCCCAAAAAGUUAACAACUUCGAAGAAAGACAACACCAACCAGUUGAGGGCGUGACAGUGUGUCACGCUGUGCCUUGUGGCCACGUGACUAAAAGAACAAAUUAUUCAAGUCUUCUGCUCAACGAACGUUAAGCCAUGAUUUGCGUGAAGCCUGCUAUCUCUUCAUCAAUACCACGAACGGCUCGAGGAUAUGUCGUGUCCGUAAAACCUCCUCGUGUAUACGAGAGCAAACCGACGCCGCGUCGCUACGGUGUGCAAAAAACAUUCUUAUACAACCAAUACACCCGCAUGCUCGAAGCUAGCGAUAAUUCCCCCAUAAUAUUUCUCCAGCACACCAAUUUCGCGGCUCAGCGGCUACAGAAGCUGAGACGGGAUAUAGCCGAUGCAAACGCCAAGUUUUCGGUCUCAUUAUCCUCUCCAACACCUUCUCCAGUUGAAAUUGGUGCUCCUACGCUAGCCGUGAUGCGGACCUCGCUUUUUGGCGUUGCGUUACGAGACUUUGCGCCUUUAGACACGGAUAAAGCAGCUCAAAUUGCAGGAUUGCUUAAGGGCGGUCUUGCUGUCCUAACACUACCAUCAUUCAACCCUCCCCAACUCGAUGCCGUUCUACGUGCUCUUGAUCGCUCAGUGCCUCCCAAGAAACCAGAGGUUAUUCAGGCAGCACCAAUAAAACCUCAAGAUGACCCGAAUUUUAUUCCUGGUAGAAAGAUGCAGCGGGUGAAACCCACCUUGACCCCAGAACUGGUAGUAAUGGGUGCUCUCAUCGAGAGGCGGGUAUUUGGAAUGGAGGGUGUGCGGGACGUAUCGAAACUGCCAACGCUAGACACUCUGCGGGCGCAGAUAGUUGGGUUGCUGAGCUCACCAGCUGUACAGUUGGCUGCAAUUCUCAGUGAGGCAAGUGGGGGGAAACUUGCGAGGACACUGGAGGGCUUGAAGAAGGGACUGGAAGAGAGUCAGAGUGGGGAAGCUUCGUCAUAGCAUCUAAUCGAUCAUUGUCGUUCGUUGACUGGCCUUACACGGUUCACCACACCACGCACAUUCAUAGAAGAAUGGUUAAUAUCAGUCUUUGAGGCAAAACUCCCAUGUCCGAUCCUCUCCUCCUUCGCCUGUUGUACCUCGACCAUGAGCUCUCUCGCCUUUUGUCAUGCGGUGUUCAUAUCCCUUCCAUGU